GGCGUCCCGCGCUGUUCCGCCAUGGCCUCCGUGGAGCCGCGUCGCCCUCCUGCCAGCUCUCGGCAGGAGCCGGAGGGGCGCUCCGGGCGACAGGACAAGUACUCGGUGCUCUUACCCACCUACAACGAGCGCGAGAACCUGCCGCUCAUCGUGUGGCUGCUGGUGAAGAGCUUCUCCGAGAGUGGAAUCAACUAUGAAAUUAUAAUUAUAGAUGAUGGAAGCCCAGAUGGAACAAAAGAUGUUGCUGAACAAUUGGAAAAGAUCUAUGGACCAGACAAGAUUCUUCUAAAACCACGGGAGAAAAAGCUGGGACUGGGAACUGCAUAUAUUCAUGGAAUGGAACAUGCCACAGGAAACUAUAUAGUUAUUAUGGAUGCUGAUCUCUCACACCAUCCAAAAUUUAUUCCUGAAUUCAUUAGGAAGCAAAAAGAGGGUAAUUUUGAUAUUGUCUCUGGAACUCGCUACAAAGGAAAUGGUGGUGUAUAUGGCUGGGAUUUGAAAAGAAAAUUAAUCAGCCGUGGGGCCAAUUUUAUAACUCAGGUUUUGCUGAGACCAGGGGUAUCUGAUUUAACAGGAAGUUUCAGAUUAUACCGAAAGGAAGUUCUACAGAAAUUAAUAGAAAAAUGUAUUUCUAAAGGCUAUGUCUUCCAGAUGGAGAUGAUUGUUCGGGCAAGACAGAUGGAUUAUACUAUUGGUGAGGUUCCAAUAUCAUUUGUGGAUCGUGUUUAUGGUGAAUCCAAGUUGGGAGGAAAUGAAAUAGUCUCUUUCUUGAAAGGAUUAUUGACUCUUUUGCUACUACAUAAAAGAAAGUUAUUCAUUUAUGCUUACCGUGUUCAUUUCAAUUUAAACAUAAAAGAAGCCUGGUUACUGAUUUUUAUAAAACGUACUCUUAAAGCAUAAACCAUGAGGUAAGGAAAUUUUCAUGCAAAUCUUUUUUUUUUGGAGAAACUCCAGUUUAUAUUUCAUAUUAAAUAAUUAUCAAAUUAAUGGUUCAACAAGCAAUGUUUCAAUUUUCAUUUACAUCUUACUGUAUUAAGAUCUAUAAA
Molecule: messenger RNA, 1046 nt
Organism: Sciurus carolinensis (gray squirrel)
Lineage: Eukaryota; Metazoa; Chordata; Mammalia; Rodentia; Sciuridae
Gene: Dpm1
Product: dolichyl-phosphate mannosyltransferase subunit 1, catalytic
Exons: 9
Coding region: 22-900 (292 amino acids)
Biological process (GO): protein O-linked glycosylation via mannose; GPI anchor biosynthetic process
Cellular component (GO): endoplasmic reticulum membrane
Molecular function (GO): dolichyl-phosphate beta-D-mannosyltransferase activity
Source: RefSeq, a predicted model, not a curated record